This is a messenger RNA of Striga asiatica, 468 nucleotides long. NCBI's taxonomy places the organism in Eukaryota, Viridiplantae, Streptophyta, Magnoliopsida, Lamiales, Orobanchaceae. The record is from the annotation of a GenBank genome assembly.
AUGGAUUCGCCAUUGCUGACUUUUACCAUCACCCUUUUCUUCGGUUUCUUCUCUCUCAUCGUUGAAUCUCAAGAAAAUGUAAGCCCAAGACCCCCGCCGCCGGAAUUUUCGUCACCUCCGCCCUUUCUUCCACCUCCGCCGCCGCCUUACAGUACACCUCCGCCGCCUCCUUACAGUACACCUCCGCCACCACCUUUCACCUCACCCCCGCCACCGCCGCCCUUUGCCCCGCCUCUUCCACCGCCGCCGCCAUCUCCGCCGCCGCCACCUCCGGCGAGACGUCUCUCACCACCACAACCGCCAACUUCGAGAAGCCCUCCUCCUUCCAGUUCCAGUUCCAGUGGUGAGCUCAAUACAGGGAAGAAAAUCGGGCUGAUGUUCAUAGGAGUUGCCGUGAUAUUGCAAUUGUGUGUGGCCGCAUUCUUGUUGAUUUCGAGAAGGAAACUUUUGAAGGCGGAUAAUUUGUGA